Oncorhynchus gorbuscha (pink salmon) is the source of this 567-nucleotide messenger RNA. RefSeq names its product sorting nexin-9-like. The transcript is spliced from 7 exons. Gene Ontology annotation, biological process: endosomal transport; plasma membrane tubulation; cleavage furrow formation. The record is from RefSeq and is a predicted model, not a curated record. Bases 1 to 567 code for a protein of 188 amino acids. Gene Ontology annotation, molecular function: phosphatidylinositol binding. Gene Ontology annotation, cellular component: cytoplasmic vesicle; plasma membrane. NCBI's taxonomy places the organism in Eukaryota, Metazoa, Chordata, Actinopteri, Salmoniformes, Salmonidae.
AUGUACGCAGCACCAGAGACGGCUACCUAUCCGGAUGCCUACAGCCCGAGUCCAGCAACUAGCACAAACACUCAGGUUGCUAACGGUGACAACCCUUGGUCUGGGGGAGGAGCUUACACCAACAAGACAGCCGGGGGAUGGGACACCCAGGGAUACGCGCAGACUCAACAGAAUGCAGGUGAUGAUGACGAUGAUGGUGAGUGGGAUGAAGAGUGGGAUGAUGCCAGAUCAACAGGGGUUUAUGGAGAAACUACAGGGGAGGAGGAAGGAGAGGCGACAGGCCGCAACACACACACACACAUGAAGAUAUCCCUCAACAAGUUUGCGUUCUCUAAGAUCCCCAACCCAGAGGUGUACCUCCUGGCUAAACUACCACCCAAAGGCAAAGACAGACUGGCCAUCUAUAUGGGAGAUGUGGGGCCAGUCUGGCUGUAUCCCCAGUCUCCUCUUGACUGUGUCGUGGCUGAUCCUAAAAAGGGCUCUAAGAUGUAUGGGCUGAAGAGUUACAUAGAAUAUCAGGUCACACCCAACACGACCAACAGACCUGUCAAUCACAGGUUCAUUUGA